Molecule: messenger RNA, 2277 nt
Organism: Phyllotreta striolata
Lineage: Eukaryota; Metazoa; Arthropoda; Insecta; Coleoptera; Chrysomelidae
Source: the annotation of a GenBank genome assembly
AUGGAUUAUAAGGAAGGAUGGUUGCUAAUAAAAAAAGUGUUCCCCAUUUUAGACGAAACCUACAAUUUGUGCCAAUUGGAGGACAUAAUAUUCUACAAAUACGAAUUCGUCAAAGCCGUAGAUUGUAUGAAACAACUAAACGUAUCCAAACACAUUUUCAACCUGAUCGUUAUAAAAAUCGAGCAAAGACUGCGAGACGAAGUGGCCCCCGAAUUUUGGUCGUAUUUCAAACAUAACGAGCACGAAAACAAGGGUUUCAAGCAAUUCUACAACGCUGUUAAGUCCUUGUACGAUUCCUACCGGCAACUCCACAAUGCCAUUCUACAACUCGAGAUGCUCAAGCAGGCUACUGAUAUAGACGUCACCAUGUACAAUGAAGACAGUUUAGAUGACGCCCUAAAACUAAUAUUAAAAUCUACUCUACUAUCUCAAUUACACUUGGAUUACCAACUGGUAGUAACGAAUUUCUACGAAGCUGCUCUUAAAAUGGAAGAUGUAGAUGUUAUUAAGGAUGGUGUAUGCAUUAUUUGUUCGCAGGAGAGUUUACACUGCAAUUGUAUGCACUUAUUUCAGGAAACGAAUAGGAAACUAGGGCAAAUGGCCUUAUUAGAACCAUUGGUAGGUCAAACGUUAACCAAUCUAAUAUAUGGUUACAUUCACGGUCACAUUCAGAAAACUUGUAAAGACAGUUUCGAUUCCUCGUUUAUUAACAUUUUAGAAAAAUGGUUACAAGACAUAGUGCUACAUUGGCUGAAUAACAUUUAUUUCCACGACUGUGAUUCGCUGAUACAAGAGUCUCUGAACGCUCUCGAAAAGAAACUAAUAAAUUUCCUCUACAACAGUUACACUAAAAUCAGAAUAGACCAAUUAUUCAACAUAAUUAUAGAGUAUCCCGAGUCCUUGCCAGCGCUCGAAGAUCUGAGAUUGUGCCUUCCGAGGACCGAUUUAAAACCUGUAUUAACCAAGAAACUCCAGAAAGCCAUGGAGACGAGGUUGCUGCAUCCCGGAGUCAGUACACCCGAUGUUCUAACAGCUUACGUUGCUGCUAUCAGAUCGUUACGAGUACUAGAUCCUACAGGAUUGCUAUUGGAAACCGUUACACAACCUUUCCAUCAAUACCUGAGAAGUAGGGAGGAUACUGUUAGAUGCGUAGUGACGAGUUUAACCGAAGAAGGCCCGAACGAUCUGGCCGAGGAAUUAGUACGAUUCGAAGCAGUGCCAGUCGAUGAAAAUACUACGGUAGAUGAAGACGUGGAAAAUUGGAAAUCUUGGGUACCGGAUCCGAUCGAUGCUAUACCAAGCAAAACAUCAUCAAGGCGCACAUUCGAUAUCAUCUCCAUGCUGGUGAAUGUUUACGGCAGCAAGGAACUGUUCGUGAACGAAUACAGAACGUUACUAGCCAACAGAUUGCUCACGCAAUGCUUGUGCGAUACAGAAAAGGAAAUUCGUUACUUGGAAUUGUUGAAACUCCGCUUCGGAGACUCCCAGUUGCACUAUUGCGAGGUCAUGCUAAAAGACGUGGCGGAUUCCAAACGAAUCAAUCAACAUAUCAAGCAAGACCCGGAGUACAACGAAGAGGAAAUUCCCGUUUCCGCUAUGAUAGUUUCGGCGCAAUUUUGGCCGGCUUUCAAAGAGGAAAAGCUGGAGUUGCACGGCAAAGUUCGAGAGCAAAUUUCCAAAUACAUAUCGGCGUUCGAAACGUUGAAGGGCAGCAGGACGUUGUGCUGGAAGGAUCACUUGGGAUUCGUGGAUUUGGAAGUGGAAUUGGCCGAUAAGACUUUGAGUUUAUCGGUUUCGCCCGUGCACGCUUCUAUUAUCAUGCAUUUUCAGGAUAAAAGUACUUGGGAGUUGGAAGAAUUGAGUAAAAUUAUGCAAUGUCCAUCGACUGUGCUUCGCAGGAAGAUCGGCUUUUGGCAGUGCCACGGAAUCAUCGUGGAAACCAGUAAAGACGUGUUUUGCAUACAAGACGACUUCGAGAACAAGAGCGUGAACGUUCAAGAAGACAUUUUCGUGGAGGAUUACGAAGCCGAAUCGGCCAUGGCGAGCGCUCAGGAUCAAAGAGAAGAGGAAUUACAGACUUUUUGGUCGUACAUCGUCGGUAUGCUGAUGAAUUUGGAUACUCUGCCGUUGGAAAGGAUCCAUCAAAUGCUAAAAAUGUUCGCUUUCCAAGGCCCCACUAUAGAAUGCAACAUUCAAGAAUUGAAAGUGUUCCUCGAUAGGAAAGUUCGUGAACAUCAGUUGAUCUAUUCCAACGGAUACUACAAAUUACCCAAAUAG